CGCACACCUUUGGGUUUCAGACUUACGAUUCCUAGAGCUAGGACUCUUUAUCAAAACCCUGUCGAGGUAUACGCCUAAAUGACCCUUAAAAUUUUAACUUUUGGUGGUUUCUAGUAACUCGUUGAAAGUUUGUCAGUGUAUUUGAGGCCUGGACAAACUGACAAUCCGAUGUAUUUGACAUGGCUACAGUUCCUCGCGCUUCUGGGUUUAUUCGGUGUGCUGCGAGUCGGUGGGAUGGAGGUUUUCACGUCCAAUGAGGUGGAGGCGGUGAACGGGACAGAAGUGAGACUGAAGUGCACCUUUAAGUCCAAACACCCAGUGUCCCACUCCUCUGUGGCUGUCUCCUGGAACUUCCGUCCCCUUGGCCAGGGAGCUGAGGAGUCGGUGUUUUACUACCAGGAGACGGCGUACCCCCCUACAGAGGGGCGGUUUAAGGGCCAUGCGACCUGGUCAGGGGACAUCCUGAGACAGGAUGCCUCCAUCAGCCUGCAUGAAGUCCCCUUCACCUUCAACGGCACCUACACCUGCCAGGUCCGCAACCUGCCCGACGUCCACGGCAUCAAUGGAGAGGUCACCCUCAGGGUUGUCCAGAAAGUCUCCAUCUCUGAGAUAGGCAUCCUGGCUGCAGCCAUCGGGGGAACCAUCGCCAUAGUCCUGGUGCUGCUGGGUCUCUUCAUGGUGUUCAAGUACUGCAACCGCAACCGCCAUGCCAACACAGACAUGGAGCUGCAGGGGAGGAAACUGCAGGAAACCAGAGAGCUACAGGCCAGGGUCCUACAGGAGAGAGAGUUGCAGGCCAACAUCCUACAGGAGAAAGCACUGAAGGCCAGUGAGGAGUGUAAGGACCCUACAGUGUGGUGAUGGGUCAGGGGUCAGGGGCGUGUCCCCUCCCUACCUCUGCUGACUGGUGUGGGGAGGUGUUCUGUCUGGACGGACUGGUCUCUGACUGGAGGGGCUGGCCAGUCCAGGACCACUGUUUGGGAGGGACUAAUGCAUUCUUUUGGUCGGUGUCCUGCUUUUUUCUACACUCCACUCAUCCCUCCCUCAAUAUGAGCCUUGCAGACUGAAUUAGCUAUUGUAGUUGAACUUACCCCGAGUAUUAGUGAUCUCUUUACAUUCCACUAGUUUUAAUGUCAGGUACUGUUUUAUGCACUUAAUGUUUUUUACAGACAACUAUGUGAUAGGGUUGGGCGGUAUCCAGAUUUCCAUAUCUUCGUACCGUGCCUGUGCCAUCCCAGGAUAUACUGUAUUACCCUAUUACCGGUAGUGCACACAAUGUAAAAAAAGCCCCAAAAACAUCACUUACCAGAAUGCUAACAAAAUGCUAAAAAGUACUAAGGAAUCCCCAUAGCGAAUGCUAGGUAAAUGCUAACGAACGCAUUUAAACAUUUACUACUAAGACAGACAACCCAGCUCCUAAAGUUAUGCAAGUAUCUCAAAACGCAGUUUGCAGCACGCACAAAACAAAUAUUAGACAGCAGGGAUCUUAUUCCAGGAGGGAAUAGUCUCUGCUGCUGUUACCAAGAAGGUUGAUCUUGCAAGCUAAGGUUAGCCACUUAGUUGGCAUUAGCAAGUUAGCAGAACCCAGCUGGAGAUAACUUAUUUGGCACAUCUUAGAUAGUUAAUUUAAUAGUUAUAAGAUGUAUAGCUGGCAAACAUAGCUGUAACUUCAUCACCUCACUUAAAUUGCGCUGCAGGAGUGACUCACCUCACGAAGCUCCCAUUUUGCUCAUUGUGCUUCUUUGUAAACAAACACACUUGACUGGCUCAAACAGCUGUUUUCAAAUCAAAUCAAAUUUUAUUGGUCA
Messenger RNA from Coregonus clupeaformis (lake whitefish), 1808 nucleotides. Its product is annotated as myelin protein zero-like protein 2. The transcript has 4 exons. Gene Ontology annotation, cellular component: membrane. Gene Ontology annotation, biological process: cell-cell adhesion. The record is from RefSeq and is a predicted model, not a curated record. Bases 169 to 861 code for a protein of 230 amino acids. NCBI's taxonomy places the organism in Eukaryota, Metazoa, Chordata, Actinopteri, Salmoniformes, Salmonidae.